AGCUCUCUUUUAUUUCGUUGAAUGCGACGUGCCGAUUUCCCCAUCCCCGGCGAUGUCCGCUACAUCCGUUGUGAUUGGUCAAAAGCGAUAAAUAGCUAAAAAUAGCACGGGGAUACACAUGAGUGAUUUGGAAGUGUUUCUUAUGGACAGAGAAUAGUUAAGGCAGUGGUCGCGACGCUUGGCAACGGGGUCGCCAAGAUUGGAUUUGACUGAAGUUAGUUCAUUCUUGUUCAUUUCAGGCCACAUCGAAGGUGACAUCAACGUAAAGCGACCCUAGCACGAAACCCACGUGUAUUGGACUUCACACGACAGCAUGUGCGCUCUGUGUACAAUGUAAACAAUGUAUGCAGGGACAAAAGAGUGAUUCGAAAUCAAGCGGGAGUGUUCGCAGUCCAGGCAAAAGCGGAUUAUUAACUAUACCUUGAGGAUUUAAAGGGACCGUUUGCGCAGGACAAUGUUCGGGUUGAUCAGUGGCUUGGCCUCGUGGUCGAGGUUGCGUGGAAACAACGAUGACGACUGGAUCGACCGCAUCAACCACCUGUGGACAGUGGUGUUGCUGACGAUGUUCACUGUGGUGGUCAGCAGUGCCCAGUACGUGGGCGAGCCUAUACACUGUUGGUGUCCAGCCACCUUCACGUCCGCCUACAUCUCCUACACCAAACACAUCUGCUGGGUGUCCAACACCUACUACCUCCCCAUGAACGACGUCAUCCCCAUCGACAUCCGGGAACGACAGGACCGAGAGAUCACCUACUACCAGUGGGUGCCAAUCAUAUUCCUCUUCAUGGCCCUUAUGUUCAAGAUACCAAAUUUUGUAUGGCGGGUGUUCAACAGCGGUGCGGGGUUGAACAUGGAAAAGAUUGCCACCAUGGCAGAAAGCACCCAGAUUGGGUCCCCAGAUGAGAGGGAAGUCACUAUUAAGCAUAUAGCUUCGUAUUUGGACAAGUGGCUGCGAGCGCACAGGCAGUACCACUACAACAUCAUUGUACGUGUUCGUCAACGACUGUCUGGUGUGUGCUGUUGGUGGUUCGGGAAGAGAGAUGGUACGUAUCUCACCGGCUUCUAUCUGUUCGUGAAGCUCCUCUACUGCGUCAACAUCAUCGGCCAGUUCUUCCUCCUCAACGCCUUUUUGUCCAUCGACUACAACCUGUACGGUUUCAACGUCAUCGAACGCCUGAUGACGGAGGGGUCGUGGAAGGAGUCCCCGCGCUUCCCACGAGUCACGUUGUGUGAUUUCGAGAUUCGGCAGCUGCAGAACCUACAGAGAUGGACAGUCCAGUGCGUCCUGCCCAUCAACCUCUUCAACGAGAAGAUCUUCAUCUUCAUCUGGUUCUGGCUCUUCCUCAUCGGCGUCCUGACCUGCUGCAACUACGUGUCCUGGUUGUACCACAUCAUCUUCAAGCAGAACCGGGUCAAGUACAUCAAGAAGUAUUUGCGCAUGAACGACGACCUGAGAACUGGAGCCGACCUGAAGUUGUGCAAGAAGUUUGCUAAUGAGUACCUGAGGGAUGAUGGCGUGUUUGUGCUGAGGGUCAUCCAGAAGAACUCGACAGACCUGGCGCUGAAAGACCUGUUGUACCACCUGUGGAGGUUGUUCAAGGACACGCCCUACACCACCAAACCCCCCACACACGCAGUAGAGAUGAACCACAAGGAGAAGGGGGAGGAGGAUGAGUCUUUUGCAUAAAAACACACCUUUUAUAUUGCAGUAUUGGGGCCCCCAUCUUAACAAAAACGUUGAUGUAUAUCCUGACUAUUUUGACAUUCAAUACUGCCGCCGAAGGUGCUCAAGUGACGUGUUAGAUAUUUAUAGGGGCUUCCAGUUAGUCGUGAUUGCGCACGGAUGUGCUCAAAGUUGAACAUGUACAAAUGUCAGCGUGUCUUCCAGAUGAUGAUGUCAUGAAAGGAUACUCAACCACUUCAGAAUAUUGACGACGUUCGCAUAGAUGUGUCAAAGUGUUGUAUGCUGUGGGCGGCUUUCGUUGCCCUACAACAGACUGGUGCUAUUCAGUAACCACUUCCCACCGUGUAUGGAUUUAUUAACCCAUGUCCUGUACUAUGCAUUCAUUAAUGGCAUUGUACAACCAUUGCUCAGAAGGUGCCUUCCACCAAGGGCCACAAGCCUGGCCUUCAUCACUGUCGGUGCUCAUUGCUAGAUAUGUAACUCCGGGGUACAAGAGUUCGCUCACAAAUCCACAUCGAUGUCUUGUUACGUCAUAUCCCAGUUAGUUGAUAGUGAUGUUAUGCAGAUGCCAAAUUAAAUAUUUCUAGAUUUGUAUGUGAUAUGCCCCCAAGUAUUACAGUAAAACGUCAUGGAUAUGUGAUAGACUGGUCUUUUACAAGACACAGUUGUACGCCCUAUUCAAGAGUACAGGAUCUCAGUCCACACACGUCGCUCAUCAGCAUUAGUUGUGUUACUGUUAACUCAUAUAUUCUUAUAUAUCAGUUGGUCCUAAAGUUUCAGUCUUUACAUAGAAAGUUAAAUAUUAAGGUAUUACAAAUUGAUUUAAAGAAAGGCCUGUAUUCAAUGCUUUCACUGUCUUUCCCCUCACACUAUUCAGGGUAUUAUACCUUCAUUAAAAUAAUAUAUAAUAAGUACCAUUGACCUAUUUGCCACCACAGCUUCAAGUUAAGCCCUAUUCCUAUGGCACGACGUUAAAAUCAGACGUCCAAUCAAAUUACUCUCAUGAGAAAUGGAGAGAGGUCAUCACGUCCAAACGAAGAUGAGGUGACGAAAUGGUCCAGGAUGUAAAUGAUAAUAGAUAUAAUGCACUGGAUACUUGAGGAUGACCUCGACGUGCAGAAAUCUGGUUGUUUCUGUGAGAUGUGACCCUGCUCUCUACAUAUAUAUGAUUUACUGCGUUGUUAUUAUUACUAUAAUGUAAUAUCUACCGCAUAGCAAUUGUAGGCUCCCUUUCUCAAAUACAUUACACGUUCCUAAAACUUUCCCAACGCACUGGUGUACACUAAUUUGAUUGUCAAGACAUAUUUUGUUUCCGCAAUGAUGCAAAGUAAUUCACAAGCUGUAGAAAUAGCUUGUGUAUGUUAAAAUCCCAAACAAUUACGAAUAAUUAGUCUCACCACCAAAGCGAAUAAGCCAAUUGAAGACAAACAACAAACCACACUGUAACAUGGUAUGUGUCCAAUGGUCGAUACCACUGAUGGUAUUAUGAAUGUUUAUGCCCGGAAAAUGUCAAUAUUGCUUAAGCGUCGGUAUGUUAAUGGGCCAUUUUCACCGCCAGGUUGUUUAGUAUGCUUAGUUAGCUGCAUGAAUUGAAGGAAUGCUGGCCCACUUUCAGUAUAUUCCAACUGUGAAACACGGCGGGGGGAGGUUUCUCCCCAAUUAAGCAAAACAUUGUGCCUUCCUUGAAUAUUCAAGUGGCUUGUAUGCAAACGAAUGUUUGAUGGUAUUUUUACCAUUUGUGCUAUAACAAUGGCUACAGUUUAUAUUAUUAUUCCACAUAUGCCCGAAAAUAUAUUUGAGCGAGGUUUUAUCUUGAAUGCAUCUUCCGUCUAUGCAAACUAUGCAAACAAACCGUGAAAUUGAUUUGAAUAGAUUCUCAAGAUUUCACAAGAACCGUAUGCAUACUAUUUUUCUCUCGGUUUCAUAUAGUGAUCAUUCCUGUUCAAUGCAUUUCCAUGUUUAACUGCCAAACCUUUGAACAUUCACACAACGUUUACAGACAUCUAAAGUACGUGUACAGUUUUAUACUCGAGAAAUAUAUCAUUCCUUUCACAGUGCAUGUCCACAUGUUGGAUAGAUAUGUUCCUGUUUAUUUUGUAAAAUGCCACAUUCCCAUGCCGUGAAAACUUGAUGUCGUGUGCGUGGUAGAUAGUACAUUUCUCUAAGGUCCACCGAUGCUUCUACACUGCAUGGGAAUACGGAAUGUGGGAUCGAUGAAUUUGUUUGAGAAAGUAUCCAUUCUUUCGAAAAAACUUGAAUGCCUCGUGCACUUAACCGGAUUGACAACACGUCCCCCCGUUCGUGACUACUCGAGUCAUUCGGAAACCAAUCUGAAGGUCUCCUCCUAACUUUGCGAAAGUUAUUAUCUCGCGGGGACGAGAGCAAUUGUCAAGUUUGUGAUCCCGACCCUAUUUCCUAAUGCAGUCUUAAGCGAUUUACAUUGUAACCAGCCAUUAUGAUAUUGUUUUGCAAUACGAAACGGUUUUUGGUUGAGGUAUUAUUUUUUCACUUCUUUCUGCUUUCAUUACUAUUUGCUCUUGUUCUGAUAAAGGUAACUUUGUUUCAUUGAAUGGUUAAUAAGUGUGCGGGAGAUGCUGUUUGGAGUGCAGAGACAAAUAUUGUCCAUCUUUCUGGGAUAGCCAGCGUAUCGGAGGUUCAGGCCAUGACACAUGCUUGCUGUGGUGCCCCUGUCACGUGAUAUCUCAGCACACACAGAAGAGUAUUCUCAUUGGUUGGGCUGUAACGAUUCACCAUGAUAGUUUGUUCCGCGAAUAAAAUAUCGUAUAUUGAGAUAUCGUAUCUACACAGAGAUUCACAUAUGGUGUGAAUAAAUAGAUUUGUGGAAUAGUUUCCGGUACGUGUACAUGUUUCGAGGAUAAUUCAACUGAAUGAUGUUUUCAAACAGUUUCAUUUGUUCUCUAAGUAAUAUCUUCGAUGGUGGAAUUACAGUUCUUCUCAUUCAUAAUAUUUUAUUUUUAGUUAACGGUGUUAAUUCUUGUUGCCAUCAUGUUUUGUUGUGCGUUUCAACGUUUUGUUCACUGUUUACAAGAGUAUAACUUGAUAUUGUUGUUUCCGUUGUUCGAAGCAAUUAACAAUUGGUUGACCUUUCUAGUCGUAUCGUGCUGACGCUGCCGGUAUAGUUACACGACAACUAUGUAAAAUGGCCAUCACAGCGUCUCGCGGGGAAUAGUAUUUCUUGUGUGUGACAUGUGAAAUAAGGUUUUGAGUAUUUUGAUAUUUCCGUUGCCAACAAAAUAAGUCAUGAGUCCGUAUAGCCAGUUUGACAAUUUAAAGGAAUACAUCAAUGCUUCAUUUUGCGAUCGGUUUGUGUGUAGGAUUUGUGCAACAAUAACACAGGGCACUUUAUCUGUGUUACUACAAUAAAUUCAUUGUUUAUGCGUUUAUUCAAGAUGUUUCACACUUCCUUAAAGCGUAUUUAGGCUAUUAGGUAUUCCUGCAUUGUGAUCGAAUCUUAUGAAGACGGGAAAUUGAAAUUGUUUUAUCUGUAAUAUGGGUCCUAGGUAUUGUCAAUAAUGGAGUGGUUUCAGUGGGCACAAUGGCUAACGAGAGUGGAUUAUCACUGGGAACGACCGUCAUUCAACUCUAGUUUGGUGCUGUCGAUCAAUUUUUUAAGUAUUGGUGACACAGCAAUAAAAGUGCCGAGUACCGAGCCACUGGAUAUUAUAUAUCCAACUAGGUCAGACUAAGUGCUAACAUUUAGCGUACCUGGUUUUAUCCCGCAACGAGUUUUCCAUUGAGCAUGGUUCAGUAAUAGGAUUAAUUAAUUAAUCAAUUGAGAUGGUUAGACAUUUGCUUGGCAUAACACCAGGAGUAAGUAACAUUGUAACGAAGCUAAGUACUUCCAAUUUGCAAGAUGACGUGUAUGGAAGGUCAGCGAAUGUAGCGCUGACACAACAACGAUUGUACGACGCUUCAUGUAAUAUGUCUAGUCAUCUCGCCUGUGUCCCUUGCAAUCAAUUGUCAGUUAUGGUUUCUGCGAAUUUGUAACUUGCAUUGAUUUUGUCUUUUUGUACAUAUUAAGUUUGUUUCGUUUUUUUAUUUCUCUCAAUAUGUAAAUAUUUUGCCGAUUAGAAUUGUUAAACUAUUUUACUGCACUUUGUUGCGUUGCACGUGGUCUCCUUGUUGGUCAGGAGAUUAAGGAGGAAUCAUCCUUGAGAACAUGAUACAAUACUCGUGGGUAUCGAGGGUACCUAAAGGAGGUCUUGUAUGCUAUAGUAAAUUGCAUGGUUGUCGUUACCUUAGUGUGUAGACUGUCAGAAAUUACCGCCAGUAGCAUUCAGCGUUUACAUAGCUUUUGUUUCACAUUGACCAAAGUUUUAAUACAUAAACAAUACCAUCGAAUCCAGUGUAUUAUUGACAUUAUAAUAUAAAGCCAUUGUCGGUCUAUUUUUAAGAUAUUUCUUUUUCGGUUGUCUUUAUUAAUUUGCAAUUUAGAUAGUUGGUAUGUUAAGGUAAAUACAAGUUCUCGUUUGUCUAUUAUUGAUUGUUUACAUUUACACGUUUGCAUGUCCAGUAUUCUCAAUGGCCAAACUGUCUCAACAAUUUUGACAUAAUAUUAUUAAACUUAUUUUUUGUACCAAA
Messenger RNA from Haliotis rufescens (red abalone), 6286 nucleotides. Its product is annotated as innexin unc-9-like. The record is from RefSeq and is a predicted model, not a curated record. NCBI's taxonomy places the organism in Eukaryota, Metazoa, Mollusca, Gastropoda, Lepetellida, Haliotidae. Bases 455 to 1687 code for a protein of 410 amino acids. The transcript is spliced from 2 exons.